GUCGAGACCCUCGAUGUGGAGAUGGUGGCGAGAUCGGCCGAGAACCGGAGCGUCAUAGACGCCAAGAUGAAGGUGACCACGCCCUUCGCGAAGAUGAUGAAGACGUGGUGCAAGCACCAGGGUAUACCGGUCAGCGCCGCCCGUUUCCGGCUGGCGGACGGCAGGGAUCUGCGCGCAAUGGACACCCCCGCCGCCCUCGGCCUGUCGCGUGCCCUGGGCACCAUGGUGGUCAACGUCUUCCCGCUCGAGGCCUCCGGGGCGUUCGCCGCGCCGCUCGCCGCCUGCGCGGCCCCGGCGGGCGGCUCUCCGCCGCGGCCCGCGGGCGCCCUGGAGGCGGUCUCCGACGAGCUCGCGGCGGAGGAUCGGCUCGAGAGAAAGUUGCUGGCGAAAGCGUCGGAACAGAUCAGGGUCGACGUCGUUGCCGAGGGGAGCGAUGGCAAAAACGUCCUCGACUUCACGAUGAAGCCGAGCACGACGUUCGAGAG
This is a messenger RNA of Prorocentrum cordatum, 485 nucleotides long. Lineage: Eukaryota; Dinophyceae; Prorocentrales; Prorocentraceae. The record is from the annotation of a GenBank genome assembly.